CACAAGCCAGUGGGUCUGAGGCCAAGAGGAGGGCCGGGUUGAAGCGCCUGAGAUGUAACGCGCCUGCGCGUGGUUCUCGCCACGCCAGCGUUACCGUGGUUACCUGGGAUCCGCCCAGCUCCGUUUCUGUCAGGCUGUUCAGCGCCUCUAGUCUGAGAGUCAGCGCCAGGGGACUUGAUAAUGUCCCUGUAUUGUGGAAUUGCUUGCAGGAGAAAAUCUUUUUGGUACUCCAGGCUGCUGUCAACCUAUGUAACUAAGACACGAUAUUUAUUUGAACUGAAGGAAGAUGAUGAUGCAUGCAAAAAAGCCCAGCAGACAGGGCUUUUUUACCUCUUUCAUAACCUGGCUCCUUUGCUUCAAAAAUCAGAACAUCAAUACCUGGUCCCCCAGCAUAGUCUAUUAGAGUUGGAAAGUCUCCUGGGUAAGUUUGGACAGGAUACAAAAAGAAUAGAAGAUUCUGUGCUGAUUGGAUGCUCUGAACAGCAUGAAGCAUGGUUUGCUCUGGACCUAGGUUUAAAUAGCAACUCUUCCAUAAAUGCUUCCUUAAAGAAACCUGAAAUAGAGACAGAACUCAAAGGAUCUUUCACUGAGCUGAGGAAAGCUCUUUUUCAGCUGAAUUGGAAGGAUGCCUCCUUGCUAUCCAUGGCUCAGGCUCUUCUUCGUUGGCAUGAUGCUCAUCAGUUCUGCGGCAGAAGUGGGCAGCCCACUAAGAAGAACAUGGCUGGCAGCAAGCGUGUGUGCCCUUCCAGUAAGAUCAUCUAUUAUCCACAGAUGGCUCCUGUGGUGAUCAUUCUGGUAUCAGAUGGGACUCGAUGCCUGCUUGCCCGCCAGAGUUCCUUUCCCAAAGGAAUGUAUUCUGCCUUGGCAGGUUUUUGUGAUAUAGGUGAAUGUCUGGAAGAGACUGUCCGGCGGGAAGUUGCAGAAGAGGUGGGAUUAGAGGUGGAAAAAUUGGAGUACUCUGCAUCCCAGCACUGGCCCUUUCCUAAUAGCUCACUCAUGGUUGGUUAUCAUGCAACUGUGAAACCAGAACAGACAGAGAUCCACGUGAACUUGAGAGAAUUAGAGGCAGCUGCCUGGUUCAGUCAUGAUGAAGUGGCUGCAGCCCUGAGGAGAACCAAUGCAUAUACUCAGCAACAGAAACAGAAUGAGACCUUCCCAUUCUGGGUGCCCCCCAAGCAAGCAAUUGCCCACCAACUGAUUAAGGAAUGGGUAGAAAAACCAACCUCUUCUACCUUAACUGCUUAGUUCAUAUCAAGUCACCUAGAUCCCUCUUCAGUAUUCUGGUGGGACAUAUCAGAGAUCAUUUGAUAAAGGGGAAGUGACAAAAGGCCACAUCCAGGACAACCUCAUAACAAGAGAGAACAAUAGGUGAACCUAAAAGAAGACACCCUCUACUAGUAAUAUUAAUGAAAGAAAUUCCUAAUUAGGAAAUAAAAAAUGCCAAUAUGAGAAGAAAAAUUGAUGAGAUGACAAGUGUCAAAAUCAGAAGGAAGGUGGAAGCACUAGUAAGACUUGGAUUUGGCAUGUGACUUGUUAAUGCUGGGUUUAUACUAAUGCCAAAAUAUGCCUGGAAUAAUUUCAGUUAAAACUUUUAUCCUAGUGGGGCCUCCCCGGUGGUGCAGCGGUUGAGCGCUGGGUUGCGAAGCUGCCCGUAGCCUCUGCAGCGCUGGUUCGAUCCCUGGCCCAUCCCCGGCUGCUUCCCGGCCACUGGAGGUGGGUCCCGCAUGGCGACAAGACCUCUCCUGCCGCCUGCUGCUCCCCCGUAGUGUACUUCGGUCCUUCUGCCUGCUCUGCUCCUGGCUCUGGCUCUGGCUCAUUCUCUCACCCUCCCGCGCUUCUGACUGUACCCAG
Molecule: messenger RNA, 1851 nt
Organism: Talpa occidentalis (Iberian mole)
Lineage: Eukaryota; Metazoa; Chordata; Mammalia; Eulipotyphla; Talpidae
Gene: NUDT13
Product: nudix hydrolase 13
Exons: 9
Coding region: 181-1245 (354 amino acids)
Molecular function (GO): hydrolase activity; metal ion binding
Source: RefSeq, a predicted model, not a curated record